AUGUAUUCAUUACCGUCGUCAGUAUCGACGAAUUUCAAUGUCUACUCAAAUCCAUACAGAAAAUCAUCUACCACUUCAUCCAGCAAACGUUCAAUCACUCAAUCACCUUCUUACUCUACUGCCAAACGCAUCAGCAAUACCAAUAAUAAUGCUAAUCUCGGAAGUUAUAUCAAUAAUAAUACUAAUUAUAUUGAAAAUCCUGGAAAGUUUUCAAAAAAUCGACGUUUCUCGCUAAAAUCGACGUCUUCGUCGUUCCCACUGCCCACUCACUCGUCUCUCACAACAGCAUCAUCAUCGCUGAUGUCUUCAAAUAAAUUAACUGCAUCAGAUGCGCGUAAACUUUCUGUUCCGGCCACUGGAAGUAGAGCAGAAUCGACAAUACGUGAUUCUGAGAAGAGCGCUGGUAAGCGGAAUGUAAGUGAAACACGAAAAUUUGCUGUGAACAGUAGUGCUACGGCCGCAUCCGUGAAUGGCUCACACUAUUCACCAAUACCGACCAAGUUCACUCCAGUGGAUGCUAGUAAGGACAGUCAAAUUGAUCGAAGGAAGCAAUAUGCUAUGAAUAAUACUUCAUCUUUAUCGCAGUCGUAUUAUACAGAUUCAUCCGACAAAAAUAAUUCUUCUUCAUUAUCAGCAUUUUCUUGUGUGCCGUUUUCGUCUCCCUCUGUUGCUCCACCAUCUGCUUCUGCAUUAUUCAGUCGAGAAUUUGGAAACAGUAACAGCAGCAGUGCACGAAAACCAUCAACACCGUCUUCAUCAGCGUCCAUAUCUGAUGGAUUCACCCGUCAGAUGGCUUCCAGAAAUGAAUCCAUAUCCUGUGCACCCACAACACCCUUACGCUACCAACAAGCACAAACACAGCAACAACCACAACCGUCAUAUGAAUUGUCGAAUUCUGGAGUACUGAAUGCAACUGUAUUCAAUGCACAACCAGAGUUGAACGCAUUAAAUAAUGUGAAAACUAACAGCGGUAAUGUAAGGAUGAACAACAACAAGAAUGCAAUUUCAAAGAGAACAACAGGCUUAAUAGAACAACAACUAUUUGUGAAACGUUUAUUGCAAGCACAUAGCGUUGUUGAUGAAAUGCUUCGUUCACGUGGUAUGCAAGCUGAAGAUGAACGCCUCUAUUUAAGGCGCAAGCUGCAGCAGGAAAAUGUUGCUGCUGAUGAUGAUCAUGAAGCAGAAACAGAAACAACUGAAACACAACAUAAUGUUGACGAUGAUAAGAGUAUUAAUGAUCAACAUACUAAUAAUGAUGAUGACUCGUCUCAUUCUUGUGGCAAUUUUUCGUCUUCUCGCUGUUUAGCAUCAUCGAGUGUUGUUCAGCAUGAACAACAACAACAUUCAUCAGCAGCACGAAGGCGAAGUGUUUCAGGGGACUCAGAUUCAGGAUUGUCGUUAGAUGAAGAUGAUUCAGAAGAGUGGAUGGUGCACACGCUAGUGGUGGAAGAAGGUGACGGCCAAUAUGAGCGCGAGCAAAAACGAAGAAAACAUAAAACAAAUUGCGGCAUAAAAAGUUUUACUGCUACUAGUGCUGGCGAUUGUUCACGUUCGCUGUCAUAUAACGAGAAUACGAAGAAUAUCACGAUCGAAAUCACACUCGUGAAUACGGCCAACAAAGGACAGCAGCAGCAAAUUGCAAGUGAUUUUUCAAUAAUAAGUAAAAUGAUAUCGAACGGACGAACUGCGUUGAACGUUAAAUUUGAAAAUAAGGCGAAACUGAAGAAGAAGAAGGAGAAAGUAGUGAAAGAUUUGUCAGAUAACGACAAAAAGACUGUUGUUUGGAAUAAGAAUCGUGGCACGUUGUUGGAAGAGAAGUCGCGAACAGAUAAUGAUGAUAACAAUGUUAAAAUUCAACAAAGUAAGCGAAUUCAAGCAACAAAAAUUUCAUCGAAAACAAAAUCAUUGUUGAAACCAAAGCAGCAAAGAAAAGAAAUUGACAGCGACAGUGAGUUCAUGACUCGGCAACAGCAACCAAUCGUGCAACGUACAUUAAAUGCGACAUUGACUGAUCGUCGUCGACAUAUAGUUCAUUCAGCAGCCGAAAUAUCCAUACAACACGUUAGUUUCUAUCAGAUCGCCAGUUCGCUCAUCAAGCAGAAAUGCAUUAAUGUCGAAAAUUUCGUUCGGAUUCAUUUCCGUCUAACGCAACGUAAUCCGAAAUCGUUAUGUGCUAGCAUACACAUACCACUGCUCAGAUCUUUCACACGUAUCGCGACGUUUGAUGCUAAACUACCGACCGUGCUGACAACGAAACGGAAUAAUCUUAAAAAAUUUCGAAGUCAAACAAUUGAGAUUGCUCAGUUGCAACGUCGUUCACCACAAAUAGAUGCGAUCUUAUCAGAUGCGCAUCAGCAGUGUGCAGCAACGUUGUUACGUAAAACGAUUCCAGCGCACGUACGUAAGAAUCAAGCAGUGAUCAGUCGAGUUCGUAUUCCAGAAAUGUUCCUAAAACCAUUCAACCUCUCGUCAACAAUCUCCAGAUGCACAUUGCAACAACAAGCAACAUGUUUAGACGAUGACGAUCAGAAAAAACUGCGUACAGCACGUUAUCAAUUGAAACACGUCGAUUUCAGUCGUACAGUCAGUUGUAAUAGUUUAUUAAAUGCCACUGACACAACCACUAUCACUUCUUCGAACUUCGAAGAAAACACUAAGAAGUGCGCGAUUAGUAAAAAACCAGAAAUUGAGAAGGGAAACGAAGAUGCGAAAUCAGUCGUAGCCGAGGAUAUUGAUGAGGGUGGAAUUCGAAACAAAUUUUCGAGAACAAAAGCAGUCGUAGCAGAAAGGCAAUUGGAAACGAUCAAAUCUGGGAGUGAUAUCAACGAAGAUCACUUGUAUGAAUCAGAUAAGAAUGAUGAUAACGAGCCACGAAAAUUAAAGAGUGAAGAAAUGACCAUUACUAAUACAACGAAUUCGACGUCUCCCAUUACUAAAAAUUCUACAAAGAAAGAUAAACUAUCGAAAAACACAAAGGAAUCGACAAAGAUACCAUGUUCAAAGAGUGUUGUGAGGAUUACAAAUGAUGAUAUCAUUGCCAAUAACCACAUGAAUAAUACUGAUGAUAAUAAUAACAAUACUAAUGAUAAUAGGAGUAAUGAGACCAAUAGUAAGAUGAUAAAAUCAUAUGAAGACGGCGAUUUAACGAAAGGAUCGAAUGAAAGUGAUCGCAUUGAUGAGCGACGAUUGCGUAGAGCGAUAACUUGUAUAAAUAGUGAUGAUCUACGUAGAGCGUUUGCUCGAAUGCCUAAAAAUACAGCAGCAGAUUGUGCAACUGAAUCAGCAAACUUAGAUCAAACACUGAUCUACGAAUUUCGUCGACGUAAGUCAAUUCCAGUGCCUCAGGCGAUCAUUCAUGCAGAACUGCCGCCUAAUCUUGUUGCUUUUUCGACGCCACGCAUUCUCAACGUGAAGCCGGUACGUGAUUUUGUUGAGCCCCUUCCGCCAGCUAAAUUCUUGAGACGUCGUACACCUGAACGUCGUCUUGUCGCCAGUACUUCUGUUGAUUCAGCUACCUAUAGUGAUGUUUCUUCGUUGUCGAGAACACUAGGUAGAGUCAAUAACAAUGCGUUGGUGAAGUUGCUGUCGCAAAAAAACAACAAUUUGAGUAAUAAGAAGAUCAAAAACCUACAAAAAGCGAUCGUCAUAACUGAAAAUUUGAUGGAAGUACCAGAAUUGAGCAACAACAAUAACAAUUCUAAACAACCGUCAAAACCAAGAUUGUUACCCAUUUCUAAUCAUCAGUCUUCGUUGUAUUCUCAACAACAACAAAAUGGGAGGAGGCAAUCUUCUAAUGCAAAAGAGAAUCCCUUCGGAGUUUCGUUAAAACGUGUCAGUCGAAAGAAACAGCAACUAUCAAUGAAUGGAAGCAGUAUCAGUAAUAACACCGCAACUCGAAAUUCACCAACGAAAGCAGCACUAUCUAGAAAGCCGACAAUUCCAAAAUGGCGACAGGUUGAACGGUAA
This is a messenger RNA of Anisakis simplex (herring worm), 3966 nucleotides long. The record is from the annotation of a GenBank genome assembly. NCBI's taxonomy places the organism in Eukaryota, Metazoa, Nematoda, Chromadorea, Rhabditida, Anisakidae.